AUGUACUACUCUGAAGAAUUGAACCUUCCUAGAACAGAUCCCACACGCUGGUUACUAAAAACCGAUAAAUUAGGUAGGGAAACUUGGCAUUAUGAGGAUAGCGCUGACACUCCUGCUAAACAGACGAAUUUCGUCAAAUGGUUGUUGAAAGUUGACUCUUUCCCCACACCAAAGUAUGAAUAUCCCAUUGCUGCGAACCACCCAAAGUAUUCAGCCAUUGACUCAGCUAAGAGAGGAGCCGACUUCUUCUCCUUAUUGCAAGACGAGAAUUCGGGAAUCUUUCCUUGUCAGUACAAGGGUCCCAUGUUUAUGAUGAUAGGGUAUGUUACUUCGUGCUUGUACACAGGAACAGAAAUACCCACACCUUUCAAAACCGAAAUGAUUCGGUAUAUAGUCAAUAAUUCUCACCCAGUUGAUGGAGGUUGGGGUUUACAUUCUUCGGAUAAGCUGACAUGUUUUGGAACUUCGAUGAAUUAUGUGUGCCUUAGGUUACUUGGUUUAGAAGCGGAUCAUCCAGUUUGUGUAAAAGCAAGAAAAACCUUACAUAGACUUGGUGGUGCAUUGGGGAAUCCGCAUUGGGGGAAAGCCUGGUUAUCCAUUUUAAACAUUUAUGAAUGGGAAGGAGUUAACCCAGCACCUCCUGAAUUGUGGCUCAUGCCUUAUGAUUCAUUCCCAAUUCACCCUGGUAGAUGGUGGGUCCAUACUAGAGCUAUUUACUUGCCCUUAAGCUACAUUUCGACCAAUAAAUUGAAAUGUGGGUUAACACCUCUUUUAUCAGAACUCAGAAAUGAAAUCUACGUGCAGGACUACUCUAGUAUUGACUUUGCAAAGCACAGAAACACCGUGUGUGGUGUUGAUUUGUAUUAUCCUCAUACCAAAUUGCUCGACACUAUGAACUGGUCGCUUGUUAAAUAUGGAGACUGGUUGCGACCUAAUUGGUUAUUGGAAAAAUCCAAUAAAAAAGUCUAUGAAUUGAUUGAAAUGGAAUGCAAGAACACUGACUAUCUUUGCAUUGCACCCAUUAACUUUGCGUUCAAUAUGAUUGUUACGUAUCAUAGAGAGGGGCCCAAUUCCCAAGCAUUUGAUCGAUUUAAGGACAGAAUGAAUGAUGUAGUUUUCCAUGGACCUCAGGGAAUGUGUGUAAUGGGUACCAAUGGGGUCCAAGUAUGGGACGUAGCAUUUAUGGUUCAAUAUUUCUUCAUGGCAGGAUUAGCUGAAGAUCCAAAGUACUAUGACACCAUUGUUAGGGGGUUUAAAUUCUUGAUUAGGUCGCAGUUCGAUACCGAAUGUGUCCCAGGCUCUAUGAGAGACAAGAGAAUUGGAGGCUGGCCAUUUUCCACAAAAGAUCAGGGAUAUACUGUUAGUGAUUGUACCGCUGAGGCCAUGAAGGCAAUUAUAAUGGUAGGAAACCAUCCCAAAUAUGCUCAUUUGAAAAAGGAAUUUGUUGUGGAUAAGAACUUGUACGAGGCAGUUGACGUAAUCUUGAACAUUCAAAAUAAAUCGUCAUUCGAGUUUGGAUCGUUCUCGUCUUAUGAGAAAAUCAGAGCAACCCCACUUUUGGAAAAAUUGAACCCUGCUGAGGUAUUCAAUAAUAUCAUGGUUGAAUACCCCUAUGUAGAGUGUACAGAUUCCUCUGUACUAGGAUUAACGUAUUUUGCUAAAUAUUAUCCGGAGCACAGAAAGUAUGAGAUCAAGGAUGCAAUAAGAAAUGCAAUUCAGUAUAUUACUGAGUCGCAAGACCCACAUGACGGAUCCUGGUAUGGGUGCUGGGGUGUUUGCUUUACCUAUGCAUCAAUGUUUGCCUUGGAAGCGUACCACUCAGUGGGGCAAAACUAUUCUAAUAGUAAACCGGUUCGUAAGGGCUGUGACUUCCUUAUUUCCAAACAGAGAGAAGACGGCGGAUGGUCUGAGUCGAUGAAGAGUUGUGAAACACACACAUAUGUAUCACUGGAAAAAUCAUUGGUUGUUCAAACCGCCUGGGCAUUAAUUGGCUUGAUUCUAGCUGACUAUCCGGAUAAGGCACCUAUAGAAAGAGGUAUUGAACUAUUGAUAAGUAGACAACUUCCAAGUGGAGAGUGGAAAUUUGAAGAAAUAGAGGGUGUUUUUAACCAUAGCUGUGCCAUUGAAUAUCCCAACUAUCGGUUUUUGUUCCCAAUCAAAGCGUUGGGCUUGUAUCAUCAGCUGUACGGAGCCAAGUAA
Molecule: messenger RNA, 2199 nt
Organism: Dujonia railenensis
Lineage: Eukaryota; Fungi; Ascomycota; Pichiomycetes; Serinales; Debaryomycetaceae
Source: the annotation of a GenBank genome assembly